This is a messenger RNA of Osmia lignaria (orchard mason bee), 3835 nucleotides long. RefSeq names its product transcription factor kayak (gene kay). Gene Ontology annotation, cellular component: nucleus. NCBI's taxonomy places the organism in Eukaryota, Metazoa, Arthropoda, Insecta, Hymenoptera, Megachilidae. Gene Ontology annotation, molecular function: DNA-binding transcription factor activity, RNA polymerase II-specific; RNA polymerase II cis-regulatory region sequence-specific DNA binding. The record is from RefSeq and is a predicted model, not a curated record. Gene Ontology annotation, biological process: regulation of transcription by RNA polymerase II.
UAUGUAAUUGUAAUGUGUUGAGACUUCGCUUUUAAUACACUUCUCAUAUGCUCCAUAUAGUCUCAAGCACAAUGGAUUUCUCUUUCUUGGUUAUUUUUUUUUUUUAUAAUUCUUGGACAAAGUGCGUUCACACGUACGUUGCACCGGACUGGCAGAGUUCGUCGAGUUCGUUGCACGUGUGUCCGCGCAUAUACAUCGAAACAAGAACAAAGAGACGAGCACGGUGCGUGCAUACAUCAGGGAAUUCCCCGUACCGAAAUAAGUGAGAAACGCAUUUGUUGCUCUCGCGACGAUAGCCUCUCAGCGUCACAAUAAUUUUUUUCUAUUUUUCGCUGUUCCACACAUCUGGCCGCGAAUCUAACGCGCAAUAAACCACGUGCAGGCUUGGCUCGUUAUCGUACAGCCUAUUAUUUAAGUAACUAUAAAAAUGAUACUUUAUUCGCUUAAGAUACACGCUUCGAAUAAUCUUUUAUUUAUCGCCGAGUUGAAAUAACCAACUCGAAACACCUGUGUGCUUUGAAAUAAUUACCGAAGUCAGAUAAUCUUUUAUUACACUCGAAAUUAUUUUUGUUCAUCUAACGUCCAUUUAACAAAGGAGUAGGCAUAAAAUUUCUCGAUGUAUUUCCUAAUACCGUUACGGUACAGUACCCGAAAGUAAGGAAAGUAUAUAUAGCCGUGUGUUACAUAAACAAUACACAAAAAGUUCAAAUGUUACGAUAAAACCGUAAUUAUACAUAUAUCGAAUGAUUUUUAUCCAUCGCAGUGUUUAAACAUUCAAAUAACCUCAUCGGUCGCGCCAUUAGCAAACUUAAACGACAGUGUGUUGUAAGUUGGAGUUCUUUAGACGUAUUCUCUAAAUUUAAUCGCUGGUGGAACGAUGAACAGAAGUUUGCAUUAACAUAUGUCCCGUUAAACGAUUAAGAUUAGCUAUUCGUUUGGCAAAUUAUGCAAAGUUAACGAUCAGUAUACCUAGAAAAGGGGAUCUAGUUCUUGGUGGCGCGUUAGCCGAUUCCGUGGAAGUCGAGAUACAAACAGUAUUUCGGUACGUAAGGGACACGUUGAUUGGCCGCGAGCUAUCGCGCGAAUCAGCAAUCAAGAUGGCGAUGACGUCACGUAGUGGUCGCUCGACGCUGAUUGGUGGGGGGUCGAGCGGCUGUCUUUCUAUAUAGUUUCCCAGUUACAUUGGCGGGCUCAGUUGGGAUACGUAAGCACACGCGACACUUGAACAGUCACGUUGUUACUUCGUUGUUGCAUGGUUGAACUUGUACGUGACAGUGACGGGGAAAAAGCAGACUCUAUCAAUUUAUACGUGUCUAUGCCGUUUGAUCGAACGUGGUUGUAGUAUACUCGGUAAGAAACGUGACAUCGGUGAACGAGAAAAGGGUAUCGUGCCGUUUCGUUUCGUCGCGAGUGUUCUUGGCUCGCGUUCAAAGUAAACUGUCGAGUUAAAACUCUUCCGCGAAGGAGCAACUAGAUAUUUCUUCUUUCCUUUUAUUUGUCUUGUGGUGAAGUUUUGAAAGCAAAACCGCUCACAGAUGACGCAACGUGUGCCUAGCGCAGGCUUUUACGACACUAUCGUCGAAGAUCACAAUUACACGAUGUUUUCGAUGUAUCCACCGACAUCAAACUUUUCUGACCCCUGGCAGCUGACGAAAGAGGAAAAGGCUAUGCUCGUAUCUCUGGACGGACUGCAUAGCGGAGUACCGACCAGAACGACGCCGACGUUGACGCCGACGACGCUCCGUAGCAUCGAACAGACGUUCCUCGAGCUAACUAGCGAGUCCGCGUCACACAGUCGCGAAGCAGGCUUCGUACCACCGUUGGUUGAACCGUCGCAACCGACGCCGGCACAGACGCAAAACACGGCGGCGCAUCACAUCGUUACCACCGCAGCCGCCACCGCCGUCCCCGUGGCUACCAAUACCACCCUGGUGGAGAGCCAACAGACGCAACAAACUCAACCCACCAGGCGCAAUAUGGGUGGUAGAAGGCCAACGAGAACGAUCGGGAUGACACCCGAGGAGGAGGAACGACGACAGAUCCGUAGGGAGAGGAAUAAAAUGGCAGCAGCCAGAUGCCGCAAGCGAAGGAUGGAUCACACCAACGCCCUGUUAGAAGAGACUGAGGGUUUGGAACAAAAGAAACAAAGCUUGCAAGAGGAGAUCCAUCAGCUGCAACAAGCCAAAGACGAGCUCGAGUUCAUUCUGGAGGCUCACAGAGCUGUCUGUCGACUUCGUUCCACGUCUCCGCCGGAUGUGAAGCCUGUGAUAAAGCCAGAACUUCCGGUCGAGGAUCAAUUCGCCAGCGUGGACAACGCGAAACGCGAUUCGUUGAACGCCGCCGCGAGACCCAACAGACCAAACUCGUUGCCGGUUGGUUUUGACAAUAACAAUCGACCAAACUCUUUGUCGAUCUUCACCGAAUCGAAGGAGAGACCAGACUCGCUUACGUUCAAGACAGUCGAGACGCCAUCUUUCAUGAAACCGUCGCUAGACGUCGCUGGAAUGCCGAUCACCACCCCUACCAGUGGCAUACCGUUUAACUUUGAGUCUCUGAUGGAGGGUGGUACCGGGCUCACACCAGUUUCCACGCCUUUGAUACCAUCCUGCUCGACGCAACAGAGAAACAACCUGUCAGCGGUUGACCUCAGCUCCCCGGAUGCGAAUCCACCGAAGCUGGUGAGCUUGUGACGCCAAGAUGACCUCGAGUACGGAUCAAACGAGGACGAUCCCGAAUGAAAGAGGUGUUGUCGCGUCUUGGACCGUUUCGCGGAAUUUUGUACAGAGAACCAGAAGAGAAGCAAGAAAUUGAAAACGUUAGAGCUAAGGAUCGUCUUUAGCGCUCAAAACUCUCUGAUAGAUAAAGAAAGAAUCAUCCGUACAUCGGCGGCCAUCUGCUGAAUCGGGUCUUCAUUCGCGCUGCACUGCGUUAUACAUGUACACUCUCGUGCAACGGAGCCUUCUCUUAGGCCCUAAGAAAAGACUACGUUGCUCGCGAUUGUACUUGUCGCACAAUUUCAAGGAGAGACACAUAGUACAGCGGCUCGGUGACGAUUGUACAUAUAUAAAUACAUGUAUGUACUAAAAAUUUAACGAAUGCUUUUUCUUGCAUUCUCAAGAAGAGCCGUAUUUUCUUGUUGGCAUUUCGAGUCGCAUCGAUGCCGCUUUUCAUUACGAGUAACGAGAUUUCUACGAGCAACUCGCGUGGUUUGCAAGUUUCCCGUAAUAUGUAAUCCCUCCAUACAUAUAAUAUAUAUACAUACAUAUAUUUUACUAUGUAUGACAUUUUUUGCAUGAUCUUUAAGCAAUAUUAAUAUAUUUAUACGCGGCUGCUGCUUGCGAGGCUGGCCGAUAUUUUCGAUAAGACUUUCUUCUUUCUUUUCUUUUUUUUUUUUAAUAUAAUAUAUAUAAAUAUAGCGUUAGCGAGAGAGAGGAGGUAGAUCGUUUUACGACCUGCUCGAUUUCAGCCCCGUGAUCGGCGGUCGCGAUCCAACGAUCGUUAUGAUUAAGAAAAAAUUAUAACGCACCAUCAAUAAAUGCUGCAAUAUAUUUUCAUUGGAUCGAACGAAUAAAAGAGGAAUUAAAAUAUUAUGUAAUUAUCGACGAAUAAUAACGAUGUGUUUCAAUUGUGUAUCAUAAUUGUGAACUUCAUCUAGCUGUAAGUUGAGAUACAUUGCGUGAUAUGGUUGUUCACGAGUUCCUCGGCCUCGUGGACGCCAUGGAUCUUUGGAACGGAAACGUUCCUGUGAUAGAACGUGCAAAUAAACUCGUACAGCGUUAAUGGUCGAAUUUUAUAUCUUUGUACAGUCGAAUUGAUGAUUUCUCAAUACAAAAAA